AAAAAAAAACGUAAGUGGGAACAUUUUGAAAUAGAUUAUAUCGCAAAUGGCCAAUUAAAAACACUGUUUCAGACGUAAUUCUCCUAUCUUCCUCGUCUCCUCACGCCUCCUCUGUAGCUCCCCCCCCCCCCCCCCCCCCCCCCCCUCUCUCUCUCUCUCUCUCUCUCGCGGAAUCCGAUUGAUCCAAACGGGCUAAUUAGCGGCGUCUGCGCAAUUACGCACAUGCGCACUGCGCGUAAUCUCAGCCAUUUUUCGAAGGAAACUAAUUAGCAGGAAUAAAGAGCCAAGUGUUUUUUUCUCCCCCCCCCCCCUACAGUGAUCAGAAGUCAUUCUACCUCUGGAGCGCGCACAAACCCUUCCGUCCCCCUUCUCUCUGUUUACUCCAGCCUAUAUGUAGCUUUAAUUAACACUCCUUUUUGGUAACAACUUGGAUCAGCCGCUGCUGUCUCUCUCUCUCUCUCUCUCUCUCUGUCUCUCUUUCUCUCUCCUCCACAUUUUUCCCCUCCUGCAACGUAAAAAAAAAAAAGAAAAAGAAAAAAAAACGUAGAGGAUCAUUCAUAAGGAAUGAGUGGGCUCUCUCAACGAUUGUUUUCCGGACUAUUACACUUCCAGCGUACGGAUCUUUGUACCAGCGCUGCUGCAGAAAUGUGUGGUCGUGAUGUGUCGCUGCUGUAGCCUCUGGUAUGGACAGUGGUGUGGGAGGAGGAGGAGGAGGAGGUGAUGGAGGGGGCGGAGAAGAUAGAGAUGCUGACCUCGGUCCGCAGGCGUCGACUCUUCCUUUCCUGACCCCGGCGGCCAUUCCUGAUAGGGGGUCAUCCUCUCAUACCUCAGCUGUGGUCCCUCCCAAAGAGCCGCUGAACCCACCUCUGCAGGUGGAAGAGGGUCCAGAGGGGUCUGUGGCCAGAGAGGAAAUUCAGGGAGGCGAGUGGAAGGAUCGAGGUCCACGUCCGCAGGAGAACGGAGCAUGUCAAAUGAGGGGGAUGACGGGAGACUUUGGGGGGGACCGUUUGUCAGGGCAGAGGACGGAAGAAGGGGUGGUGCACACAGGUGCGGGAGAGGUGUCCAUUACAAGGGGCCUCCCAGCAGCCCUCAACGACAGAUGCGUAGAGGAAAAGGAAGAGGACGAGGCCGUGUCAAACCAAAGCCAAACCAAAUCCAAAUGUUCUUUAUUACCUCAACAGAGCCAGCACAGCUCUGCUUCCAGCACUGCAAAGGCCAGUGGCACACUCGACAGCAAAACAGCCGCCUCUCCAAAGCCCUCCCCCACGCCUUCCUCCUCUCCAAAGCCCUCCACUUUUCUUUCCGCCUCUCCAAAGCACUUCAUGCCUUCGGCCUCCUCCUCUGCCCUGCUGAGCGAGACAGAGGUAAAAGACAUUAAAGGAGAUCAGGGCUGGAUUUCUGGGUUUCCUCAGAGCUUUAAAUCCCAGCAGUCUACUCUGGCUUUUCCACCGGCAGACGCCGAGUCUAUCGGCACACCGGCUGACGAUGACGGUCUGGCAGGGGUUCCUCAUUCUUCAAUUUCCAGUGGAGAUGGUGCCAAAGCUCCACAACCAAAUGACAGCCAGGUAGAGACGGAAGGGGAUGAGGAGAGAGACAAAGAAGGUGAACAGAAAGAUGCUGUCCUUAAAAACCAUGAACUUUCUCCUAAUUCACUGACAAGUCACAUGACCAUAAUGCAUUCACGCAACUCCUGUAAGACGCUGAAAUGCCCCAAGUGCAACUGGCACUACAAGUCUCAACAUACACUACAAGUCCACAUGAAAGAGAAACAUCCAGAGACGGGAGGACAGUGCUUGUGUGGCGCUUCGGGUGGAAAGUGUAUGUGUGGCGGCGUGACAAAGGAUGCGUGCGGGUACUGCAGUUCGGGGAAGCCCCAUCCUCGUUUGGCACGUGGUGAAACGUAUGCCUGCGGUUAUAAGCCGUACCGCUGUGAGGUGUGCGACUAUGCUACCUCAUCGAAAGGCAACCUCAGCAUACACAUGCAGUCGGAUAAACACCUUCACAACAUUCAAAACGGAGGACACGCCAGCGGUCACGCUCACGGUUCCCACAUGUCCAAUAACGGCAGCUCCUCUAACAGUCAGGCCGUGGAUGAGCCGACAUACAAGCUCCCACACACUGUACCCACAUCCACUGUCCAACCUCCCAAGGUAACGCCGCCUGCACAUGCCCACUCUCACAGCAAGCGGUGGCGGUGUGACGUGUGCGACUACGAGACCAGCAUUGCCCGCAACCUGCGCAUCCACACCACAAGUGAGAAACACACGCAUAACAUGCUGCGGCUCCAGAGGGGGUACUACCUGUCCCACUGCCGGAGCCUCGCCCCCCAGUUGAAACAUCUACAAAGCACAGGUGGUGAGCUCUCUUUGAACAUGCGACUGUCUGGUCAACAAGUUCCAGAACAACCAGUCCCUAUUGGAUCCACAUUGACUCCUUCUCCCUCCCCCUCUCCAUCUCCCCCUCCAGCCCCAUCUCUGUCCCCUACUGGACCCCUCUCCCUGUGUGUCUUCCAAUGCCUUGUCUGCUCCUGCUUCUCAUCAGACAGCUUAGAGUCCAUAGAACAGCACUUGAACAUCUCUCGCUCUCUUCCUCAGUCUGACUGGUGCUCACUGGUUGCUGGCGGCUGCCACUGCAGGUUGUGUGGCUACACCACUCCGCUGAGAGCUAAUUUCUCCUUACAUUGCCAGACAGACAGACACCGCACUAGGUACCAGCUUGCGGCCCACCUCCAGGAGGGCGGCGACAGAGGUCAGGAGGGCGCUGCCCUUAUUGCUAAGGGAAACCCCGUCCAACUGCGGUGCAACCUGUGUGACUACGUGACCAGCAGUCUGGAGAAGCUCCGUGGACAUUCCCUCAGUUCGCACCAUAAAGCCAGCACCCGAGUCUACCGAUUCUUGCAGCAGUAUGACGGUGAGGUUGAUGGAGGUUCAUGGCUGUUCCACUGUCUCCUAUGCAACCAAUCCUCCUCCUCUAAACUCCAACUGCUGAAACACAGUCAAAAUCCAACCCAUCAGCAGAGGGAAGGGCUACUACAACUACAGCCAAUGGGUGGAGAGGAGCUGGCAGCCAUUUUUACCAUCAGGAAAAGCUCCGACAUUGUUGCAGGAGAGCUCAGUGAGGCUAUGGAGACAUCCAGUGAGACCAUGGCUGGUCCUUUGGACCAAACCAAAGACACGUGUGACUUAGGGUUGAUGAAGUCUUCUGAGAAUGCAGAAACUUUGGGGGAGGAAAGAGAAAUGAGCGAGUUAUUGCCCUCAGUCAAGCGUCCAUCUUCUGGAUACGAGGAAAUGGAAAGCUCCAUCUCAAUUAAACGUCCCAGAAUGCACCAGCAGCAAAAUGAGAACCAGCAGACUGUCCAAUGCCCUUUGUGCCAGCUUAAAGUUCCAUACAUACAUCUUAGACAGCAUCUCACGCAUGUGCACAGCGUGGCCCAGGACUGCGUAGACAAGCUCAUCAGUGCCGUCACACCAUCUGUGGAGCAACUGCAGGCUCAGCCUGAGACGGAGCUACAGACAGAGACAGAAUUGUGCCCAGAUGAUACCCACAAAAAUAAAAACAUGAAAAACACUGAAAAUUGUUCUGAUUCUCAUGCCACAGUCCAAUUACAGGAAAACAAAGGUAUUUCAGUGGAGAAUACUGAGGAAGAUGUAGCUGCACCCAAAGACGUUACAGCGCUACUCACCCCACCCCUGGAAGACACCACCCCUCACCCUUCCAAUGGUAGACUGGCUCCUCAGUCGCCAACUCAUACGUCUCCCUCCUCCCCACCAGCGUCCCCAUCCAGUGACCCUCCUCCCCUUUCUGAUCGUCAUGGUUACCGGUUCCGUUGUAGCAGGUGCAGCCUGGCGUUUCCCACUCAGGAGAAGCUUCAGCUACACUGGCAGUACCAUGCCAUGAGAGCGGCGACAGAGUGCCCCCUCUGUUCCAGACAAUGCAGAAGUCAGGAGGCCCUGCAGAGGCACAUGCAGAAUACACACUCACAGCUGGACAACACACAGGCACACAAUACACCCAUAAUGCCUCUCACUACCCAAGAAUAUACAGAGAACAAUAAGAGUCCCGUUCAACAAGAAUUAGGUUUGUCACCUCAAGUCGGACAGGAAGCGGAAGAUGUUGAAGAACAAGACAUUGAAGAAGAAGGGCUAGGAAUGGAAGGAAAGAAGGAAGAAAAAAGUGAAGGUGAGAUUAAAGAGAAGGACACUGUUGUCAAACUUGAUGGGGGUGAGAAUAAUUUAACUGAACCAGACAAAGGACCACAAGACGAGAAAGUACCAGAGCACAGUUCUACCUCGCUGGUCAAAAAGAUCUUCAAUCCCACCAUGGAUCGCUAUCUAGACCCAUCCCGACCUUAUAAAUGCACCAUAUGUUCUGAAUCUUUCACACAGAAAACUAUUCUUUUGGUCCAUUAUAAUUCUGUGUCCCAUCUCCACCGGGCCCGAAGAGCCCUGCAGGAUUCCGGCCAAAGUCCAACUGCGGUUGAGACUCCCCGUGGCCCAGAUCCCAGACCCUACCGCUGUCGAUUGUGUGGCGUGGGAUACAGUCAGAGCUCUACACUUGAUAUACAUCUUCGCUCUGUUCUUCACCAGACUAGAGCUCGUGCUGCCCAGCAAUCAACUCCACAGACCCCAGCUUCUAGCACUCCUCCCACUACUGCAACCCAGGAUAUUGUUGCCAGAGAGGAAAUGUUCAAGAAUUUGCCCUUCUCCAAGAGGUCAGACACAGUAAACACCACUGCUUCUUCUUUAUUAGGUCCGAGUUUAGCAGUCGAGACCCAACUGACCCUCUCUGGACAAAUUGACAGCCAGCAGGCUAAAAUGAAAGUGGAAGAGCUGCUGGCAUCAAGAAACCAGCUAAUGCUUAUACAGCAACAACAAUUAGCCCAGGCACAAGUCCAGGCCCAGUUACAACAGCAUACGGCCCUCCUGCAUUCCCAGAUGAUACAGCACCUUUCAUUAGCACCAGAUAAUCUCCUUAAACAAACCUUCCCACUGGCAUCAGACAACUUACUGUCUCUGCAACAGCAACUUCUUCUGCCCUUUUACUUGUCUCCAGACAAGAAACUCAACCCAGAUUUAGCAAAGAGCCCAGAAUGUAGCCAUUUAGAAUCCAGCAGCAACAUCUCAAAAGAACAGUUUAAGCCAGAGGCUAGAAGAGAUCCCCCAGUUGAAAAAGAGAAACAAAAGCAGACACAAUGUUCAAAUGUAGCUGUUAGCUUACCAAAUGAUCAUGUACAAUGUGAAGCAAAUAUUGAUGCAGGAUGUGAUGAAGUAUCCUACAACCACAAAGAAAAGGAAAACACAUCCAGCCUUGAGGAAACAAUGAAAGAAAUGUCUGCCUCCACUGUUAAAACUGAAGGGCAGAAGGAAGAAACAAAUGCCUCCUCUCUUAACAUUCCUGGGUUGCAGUGUCCUCCUCCCAGAGUUCCAUAUGCUGCUGUGAAUGGGGAACCUCUCAGAGCUUUACUUCAGUGUUAUGGGUAUGAGAUGGCUCUCCAAUAUAUACAAAACAGACACAGACACCAGCAGCAGAUAACAACUCAAAUGAUAAAUAUCCAAGAUUUCUCUAUCAAUAAGAAUGAAGUGUGCUCUGGAGAGGAAAAGGAUGAAUUAAGGCAACCAUACGAUGGAAAUUUGGCAGGGUUUAACCUAGAAAACAAACAACAAACACAAGAUAAUGUACAGAUGGAAGCCGCAUUGCUUGAUGAAAAGCAGAACAAAGAGGACAAGUCCACAUACCAAAAGAAAGGAUGCUGUGGAAAAAGAGAAAAGUGUAGAGACUGUGGUAAAUUUUUUUCAGAUGCCUUGAUUUUAAAAAGUCACCAGGAGUACAUUCACCGACUGCUGUUUCCCACUGCAGUACUGGAAAGGUUUUCCAGAGAAUAUAGGUUGCAUUAUGACCAGAUGUACCCUCUAACACAGCCUAAACCAGGAGAGAAUCUGACUGCUGACACUCAAACUGAAGGCCCAGCUACAUCUUCAGAAUCUGAACCAGGAGUGGAACCAGCUAACACCCAAAUAAGAAAAAACACACCUUCACCCGCCCCCUUAGUGUCAGAUCCAGUUACCAAAAAAAGUAGUCCUGUGACAGAGCUGACACAUAACACCCCUGAACCUUCACCUCCAGUAUCUCCUUCUGAACCUGGACCAGUAUGUCCACAACAGCAGGAGAUCAUCCCAAGCACAUAUGCUACAUCUACAUCUCCAACUAAGGCUAUAUCCCUUGCUUUACCUAAAAUACCUAUGCUCCCUUUGCCCUUGCCACAACUUCCAUUACCCCCCCUACCCCCACUACCUUUACCGAAGCUUCCACUACCACCCAUUCCUUUUCCAAUGGAUCUACCUCUUCUACCUCCUGUUCUGAUGCAGUCCGUGGCUCUCCAGCCCCAGCCGUGGUUGGAGUCAAGUGUGAACCCUGAACUGGCAAAACACUACCAGUCGCAACUUAGCCCAGUAUUGCUAGGACAACAAUCUCAGCUAAGUCCAGCAUUAUUACCCCAGCAACCCCAGCUCAGCCCAACUUUGCUAGGCCAGCCUCAACAGCUCAAUACUGCAUUGCUAGGCCAACCAUCACAACCCAGUCCCAUCCAAGUAGGACAACAAUCCCAAGUCAGCCCAACACUACCUGAGCAACAACAAUGCAAGAGAACACGAACGCGAAUCUCUGAAGAGCAACUGACUAUUUUGAGAAAAAACUUUGAUAUUAACAGUCUCCCCAGUGAUGAAGAGGUCAACAAGAUGUCUGCUCUGUCUGGUCUGCCUCACAAAGUCAUCAAACAUUGGUUUCGCAACACGUUAUUUAAAGAGCGCCAGCGAGACAAGGAUUCCCCCUACAACUUUAAUAAUCCACCAACCACUGCCCUGGAGGAGUCCAGAGGGGAAGUAACCCAAAAUCAGCUAAUAGAAUGUUCACUAUCUUCAGUGUCUCCGGGCCUUCCAGUUAACAGUUCGCCACAAUCCCAGACAUCCGACAUCCAGAGAGGGGAGCCCAAUAGGGGCCGUCGCUCUUCGCGAACCCGCUUCACUGAAAAACAGUUGGAGACUCUGCAAGGAGUGUUUGAGGCUACUCCCUACCCCAGAGAGGAAGAAUACGAUAGAUUGUCAGUGCUACUGUCCCUCCCUAAUAGAGUCAUUGUUGUGUGGUUCCAAAAUGCUCGACAGAGAGCCCGCAAAAAUCAGGACAGGGGGCCAGAUGAUGGGUUAGAAGGGAAGAACCAACAUGAAAACAUUUAUAGACAGAGAAAUGGGUGCUCCAAGAGUGAUAAUUGUGAUGAUGAUAAUAAUGAGGAUAACAGCUGUCAAGAUGGGCAAAGUGACUGUCAAAAUGAAAACUCCAUGGAUUUGACUUAUGAGUACUACACCCACCCCGACUCACCAGAUGCUGAUUCUUCUCUUCACUGCACAGAAAUUGAGACAAUGAAUUCCAAAGGUGAAUCAUCAUCUUUUACUACAGAAGAAGAGGGAAAAACCAGCUUGGUGCAAGCUAACAUGAAUAACGACCUUGUUCAAACACAACCCGUAACUCCAGAUGCAGAAAGUCAGCAGAAGGUAACUGUUGAGGCCAUGCAGAUUCUUUCUUCUCCAAAACCUGAAUCCCAGCUGGAGCCAGCAAUCAGUUCAGAGAGACCCCAGCCUCACCCGACCUGUUCUUCUCAAAAAACUCUUACCACUAUGUCCUUGACAUCUAAUUCCAGGAAGGGACAUACAAACAGCCUUCCUUGUGAUCUAGCUGUUGAAAAACCUGCAUCAUCUAGUCUACCUUCUCCUCCAGAGGCUCAAACAAACCAAGCUCAACUCCCUGACAUAACAUCUGGCCUAUAUACAGAAACACGGUCCCAAAGCCAGAUCCAACCCCUAAAUCCUGCUCAGUUCCAGUGCUCUUUCUGUCCCUUAUCACUGCCGACAUUCCAGCUGUGGCAGGAGCAUCAGACCAGGCACCUCUUAGCAGCUCAGUCCCAGGUUCAACUUUUCCAUUCUAGCUUCACAGACCGGCCCAUGCCUUACAUGAUGCUCCACCCAAACCACACCCUGAUGGCCAGCCAAAUGCUUACAGGAGCCAUGUCUCAGUUGCAUCCGACUUCCACACAUCCCAUGAUUUCACAAAUACAUCAACAUACAAAUGGUAUACAAAUGAAAAACACAAUUUCUGAUAACACAAGUAACAUCCUCACCAACCUCUCUCCACCGUCUCUGUUACCUGUGAAGCAAAGUUCAAAACUUAUGCCAGAAACUAGCUUAGAAGCCCAAAGGGAUGGGAGAGAAGUUGAAGAGGAACAGAGAAGGGAUAAGCGACAGAGAACUACCAUUACCCCAGAGCAGCUGGAAGUGUUGUAUCAACGCUACAGCUUGGACUCCAACCCCACUAGAGGAGUCCUUGAAAGUAUUGCACAGGAUGUGGGCCUCACAAGACGUGUGGUUCAGGUCUGGUUUCAGAACACCCGAGCGCGAGAGAGAAAAGGACAGUUCCGAUCAAUGGGGGCAGGAUCCAGUUUCAUCUUGGGUUUGAAUCACUUGCGUUGCCCAUUCUGCAGAGCUCUCUUCAAGGUAAAGAGUGCUCUGGAUGCCCACAUGAGGUCACGUCAUUGGGCAGAGGCAGAAAAAACAGGCUAUAACUUGUCAAUGAGUAAUGUGUCCAAUGGUCACACUGGGAGCAUGGCUACAUCAUCGAUCAUGGACAGGCCAGGUCCGUCUGUGUCCUCCAGCUCAACCCCAAAACCUCGCUAUGUCAUCAACCAUAAAGAUCUCUCCAUGAAGUCUCCGCUGAGCUCUUUGUUUUCAAGUACUGAUACGAACAACCCGGAGGAGGAGGAUGAAUAUGCUGAAGAAGAAGAGUACCCAUAUGAGGAGUGUUCUAGUAUGGGUGAUCAAGGUCCUCUUACUCCUGAAGGAUGUGGAGAACUGUGCUCAGACUGGGGUGGAACGCAAAGUCAACAGCGGUAUCAUCAGCAGCGCCAGCGGACACAGAUGACCCACUUCCAGGUUCUCCAGCUCAGAGACUUUUACAGAACCCACCAUACACCCAGCCGUCACGAAUGUGAGGCACUUGGCCAGGAGCUCGGACUUCCUGUCCGUGUGGUGCAGGUGUGGUUCCAGAAUGCCAGAGCCAAGGAGAAGAGGGCUAGGAGCCUGAGCUCAGACUCUACAGACAGGGAUCAGGCUGAGCUGACUGCAGGGGCAGGGGAGAGAGACAGAGCUUAAGAGUGGCAGACUAGGGUCACUUUGCUUCUGUUGGUUACAUUUUCUCCCAAAUGCCCUUUGAAGCUACACUCUGUCCACUUUGCUGCCAAACCUGUAACCUGGACACCCCAAAGAUGCAGAGCCACAGUGGCCAAAGAGAAGUGCUCUCAACUGAAAGUAGGAGAGCCCAAAGUCCUGUCUACCAGUUUUCCUCCAUCCGUAUUGUCCUUAAUCUCUUCCCUGGCUCACCAUUUAUUGUAAAACAGAGCUCCUUUUCCCUAUUCUGUCAGACACCCUACUACAACCAAACACCACCUUGAUUACAAACCAACCAGAUGCCACAGAGGCCAAAGAGCAUUCUCAAAGCAUGUGACCUCACUGCCCAGCUAGACCUGCAGUCUACCUCUCGGUCUGCCCGACAUACUCCAAGCGGACCCUCCACCUGACACUGCUAGCUGACUAGCUGUGUAGCAUGUGACACCAGCCCAUACAAGGCUGGAAAAGAAAUUAAAGAGAUUUUAGUGUAAAUAAAGAGCUCCAAAAGAUAAACUUGAAAACAAUGAAGUGGUGGGAAAACACUGAAUAAUACCCUUGAACUAGAUGGAGGUAUUUGCAUAGAGCUUUUGUUAAGAAUGACUCAGAUUCCAAAGCUCAUAACCAAAAUUUUACAUGUCUGUGGAUUUAGUUUCAACAUGUUUGUUUGCAGUAAACAAACUGCGGAGCUGACGUCUGUAUAGUGAAAGGGUGAGAGCUGCAGAUGGAUAAGCUGAUUACCAAUAGACUUGACGCAGUGCCCGAGAGCAGCUUCACCCUCUACAAGCCAAUGAUGAGUCUUCUGUUGUACACGUCCACCUUCUAUGUUCUUUUAGUGGAUAACAACCCAAAUAGCACAGAACGUAAAGGCCAGUUUGCCCCUCAAAAAGAGGCAAACUAUUUUUUAUAGCACUCAACCAUUAUACUGUAUAUGAAAACUUUAACCAAACUCAAAUUGACAUUGUAUGUGUGAGUGUGUGUGUGUGAAUGUGUUUAGUAAUAGUUUCUUUAUAUAUAUCUUACGGACUGAGAUAAACUGUCUUGCUUCAAUACAAUAGUGUCAUGAUUCAGAAAAGAUUAUGACAGCUUUGAUAUUUUUCAGGCAAGGAGAAUUUACUGCCUUUCUGUUCUAUUUGAAUAUACCAAUGGCUUACUAAUGUUAUGUGAUUAAUGUAAAGCUUUCUACGCUCAGGUCCAUGGUUCCACGUGGCUCUACUUCAGAUCUGAUCUUACUGGUUUAGUUUUUUUUUAAGCAGAAGAGGCAUGACUUAACUUUUAAACUGACCCAAGUUGUACAAGAUUAUCUGCAAAACCACUUCUGUAUUUCAAAGAUCUGAGCUUUUCACCUGUGAGUCAUAGAUUGUUACAUAAACCUUAUUGAAACUAAAGUGUUUAAUAGCGUGAGGGGUAAAUGUACAGUAUUUAGCUUUUGUAUGGUUGACUCAAGACUUCGUUGGAUGUUUGAGAUGUUCCCCUUUUUUCGCUUAACAAACAGGGAAUUGCUGCGCAAAGCUGAGGAAAAUUUGGGAUGUUGUUGAUGUUAUUUUUGUAACUUAAUUUAUUCCCCCUUCCCCAUUUUCUCUCCACAGUAGUUAUCUUCUUCCUGUGUUCAUUUGCAAACGUCUUUACGUUAACAGUAAUAAUAUUAUAACAAUAAUAUCUAAACAAUAAUUAAUGCUUUAAGACAAAAAUCCAAAGACGUGAUAAUACUUUAACCAUAUGACCUACAAAAAAAGAAGGAAAAAAAAGCGCUACUGUUUACUUGAUGAUGUUUAUUGCUGUUUUUAAAGGAAGUAAGGAGUCUCUAUGUCUAAGCUACUGUUUUCUGCCUCUCAUAAGCACACUGGAGACUGUAACCAAAACCCCAAACUAUAGAGCCAUGGCAGUCUGUAAUAUAACGGUUAAAGAGUUUUACUUCUCUUGAGAAAUGUGGUUUAUUUUUCCUUGUUUUUUUGUUUUUUUUGAAGCAUAGUGUUGAACUUCAGCCCUUAAGGAUGUCCAGUUUGCUGC
This is a messenger RNA of Thalassophryne amazonica, 11216 nucleotides long. RefSeq names its product zinc finger homeobox protein 3-like. NCBI's taxonomy places the organism in Eukaryota, Metazoa, Chordata, Actinopteri, Batrachoidiformes, Batrachoididae. The transcript has 11 exons. Gene Ontology annotation, molecular function: DNA-binding transcription factor activity, RNA polymerase II-specific; RNA polymerase II cis-regulatory region sequence-specific DNA binding. Gene Ontology annotation, cellular component: nucleus. The record is from RefSeq and is a predicted model, not a curated record. Gene Ontology annotation, biological process: regulation of transcription by RNA polymerase II; brain development; regulation of neuron differentiation. The coding region runs from base 684 to 9194 and encodes 2836 amino acids.